GGAAGUGGAGAGGCAGCUGUCCACUCAGGUCCACUCACUCCGCGAUGACUUCCGGGAGAAGAACGCCGCUAGCAGCCAGCAUGCGUCACGCCUGGAGAGCCUGCAGGCCGAGAUAAAGAUGCUGUCAGAGCGCAAGCGCGAGUUGGAGCGGCACGUGGAAACAGCUCUCGAGGAGAACGUGCUGCUACACUCCACGAUAGACAAGCUGCGCGAGCACACCCUCGAGCUGGAGAGUCAGUGUCGCGAGAAGGACCUACAGCUGAGGCAGAGCCAGGAGGAGCUGCAGGAGGUGAGGCUGUCGCACCGGCAGCUGAGCGAGCGCCUGGAGGAGAUCAGUGAGGAGCGCAGCCUACAGGGCCUGAGUGUGCACACCCCCAGCCUGCUGUGCGAGAUCGAGCAGAGCAUGGAGCAGGAGGAGCUGGAGCAGGAGAGGGAGCAGCUGCGGCUGCAGAUGUGGGAGGCCUACUGCCAGGUACGGUCCCUCUGCUCUCACCUGCGAGGCAACGACGUCACCGACUCUGCACUUUCCACCGACUCCUCCAUGGACGAGUCGUCUGAAACAUCCUCCGCCAAGGAUGUGCCAACGGGCAGCCUGCACGCUAGCCUGCUGGAGCUGCGCAGGCUCACGCAGAACCUGCUGGAUGGCAACGAGUCCACGGGCUCGCGGCGCAGUGACGAAGAGGCGCUCGAGGAUCAAAUACGGAAGCUGAGCGAGGAGCUGCGGACUCUCAGGGAACAGUGUGAGGGCGAGCAGGAGAAGGUCCGAGUUAGCCAGGAGGAGGCGCUGCAUCUCCACAACCAGGUGGCGCUGCUGUCGCUGGAGCUAUGCACCGUGCGCGAGGAAACCGAGCACUUGAGAACAGUGGCGGAGGUGCGGGAGCCCAGCGAGCAGCUGCAGAGCGCCAUCCGGGACCGCGAUGAAGCAAUUGCCAAGAAGAAGGCGGUGGAGAUGGAACUAGCCAAGUGCAAGAUUGACAUCAUGUCCCUGAACAGCCAGCUGCUGGAUGCCAUCCAGCAGAAGCUCAACCUGUCACAGCAACUUGAGGCCUGGCAGGAUGACAUGCACCGGGUGAUCGACCAGCAGUUGAUGGACCAGCACCGGCAGGAGGGCAGGGCGUCGUCACACUCCCUAUCCGAUUCACCGGCCAGGCGGGACGCCCCCUGCAGGAGGCCUCCGCGCCUAGCCAAUGGGGACAGGAAGUUGUUCUCCUUCUUCAAGAAGAAUUGACAGGCGGGGGUGGGGAAAGAAAUCAACCAAAGUGACAUGGGCUUCAUAAGAGAGGAAGUCAGGGAGGCAGGCCAGGGGUGGCCAAGAGCGGCAGCCCAGCGGCCUUUAAAUACAUUUUAAUAAGCACUUAAUUCACCUGAAACACAAGGUCAGGUGACCUGCUAUCCAUAUCAUUACAUAAAUAAACUGAAAGGGGGGGGCUGAGCACCCUUCAGCUGGUGAGAAGAGCUGGCCACCCCUGGACCAGGCGAUGUGUAGAACAAAGCCAGGAGGCAGACAGCAAUCUGAGAGUGAGAAGUGAGAAGUGGACAGGCUGACAGGCUGUCACCAUCAUUUAGCACUUUAUCUUUCUCCCCAUCAUGCACUGGGGGGGUGGGGUUGCGAUUGGUGCCCCAGCACGACAAGGCCCUCUAAUGGCCAGACCUGUGCUCCUCAGCCAGCAGUGACUAAUUUCUCCAGAACUAUCUCUCUAUUUAAACUUCUGCCUGCACCUCCAGCCAGGAGGGCAGAGGAUGGCAAAUUUUCCUUUUAUUUCCACAAGGGUUGCUGCCAGGUUCAACCACCUUCUCAGGAUCAUUUAAAUAUUAGGGGGGGAGCACAGCCUCUGUGAUACUGUUAGCUGAGGACCAGCACUGAAAAGCUGAUGUGUGCUGUCUCCAAGAACCUCCCAGGGAGCCCGUCACAUGACAGGAAGUGCAUCACAAAAUUUCUGACAGGUCCCGGCUUCAGUGUUUGGACAGGAAAGAGAACUGCAAUGACCAGCUGGGCUAAGCCCGGCCCGGCCCCUAAAUGGUCCAGGGAGACUGUGAAAAUGCUCGGACUGGGACAAUUUCCAGGAGUAUCUUGUCACGUGUGUCCCUGAAAAACAUGGACUGCAGACACAGUCAGGGACAGAGCACAGCAAAAUGAGACUGGCAAUCCUCUUAAAACAGGUUUUGUUUAAAUUAGAGUGCAAUUGCAUUUUUUGUUUCUAUAAAAGCUAUAGCAUAUCCUUGAUUACAAAUCAGGUUCAGAUACAGCAUGUAAGGAUUAUCAGAUAGCAUAUUUAUAUUCCAUAUAGAUAUGUGUACAGCUUUCCCCUGGUAAUGAGGCAUACAGGUAACCUCAUGUUUGGGAGGAACACGAAGUGUGGUUGAAACUGGCAGCAGGGGAGACAGGGGCCACGUGUUGGGGGGGUCAACCAUGAAUUCCUGCCAGUAUGAGAGUAGCUUGCAGCUAACAAGGGAAAUAUAGACAGUCUUAAUUUGAACUGGCUAAACUGCUACUGUUACGUUACACGGGAGUUAGCUGGCUAAACUGCUACUGUUACGUUACACGGGAGUUAGCUGGCUGUACUGCUACCGUUACGUUACACGGGAGUUAGCUGGCUGUACUGCUACCGUUACGUUACACGGGAGUUAGCUGGCUGAGCCUCUAUCGUUAUUUUACACAGGAGUAAAAAAUAACGAGAGAAGCUCAUUAGUCACUCAGGGCAGGACAUUUUUUACAGAUACUGAAUGUUAAGGAAAUGCUUGUGUGUUUAUAUACACAUAUAAGCACGCUCGGGUAUUUAUGAUAAAGUGCUAAAUGAUUUGUGGCUCAUCUUUUGAUAGCAGCGGCUGCAUCAGGUUAACAUGUAGCCAGGAGUUUUCCUGUUGGCGUCGCUUGCAUGCUGUGUUUUUGGGCUCACGAAACAUGUUUUCUCAUAGCUUCUCAUUGACUCGCUUCUAAACCUGUGGACAUGGCAGUUAUACGCUGAUUGGGGGUUAGGGGGCACUCAAUGCCUUCGCUGUUUGCUUCCGUUUAAGAGUUACCUGCCAAAUGGGAGGCCUGUCAUGCUUUAGUGUGAGAUGUUCAGCAGGCUGCUGAUGGGAGGCUCUGGUUAUACCUGAACACAGCUAUGCACAAACGAGGCAGGUGUUGGUGAGGAUGAACCCAAAGAAUGAUUUUUAUUUUUUUUUUUUAAACAAAAAAACUGUUUGGGGAGAAGUAUAUUUAUAUAUCUAUAACUUUUGAAUGAAAAGUUAAUUUUUUUAGAAAGAUGUACAUAUUUGUUUGUUGCUGUCUUUUUGUUUUUACAAGUAACUGUUUACAGGACGUACAAUUCCUGGGGGGGGCAUCUGGCUGAGUGGGGAGGGUGCUUCUGAAUUUAGACAUGCAGGGCUCUGGAUUCCAGCAUACGACUGCAAGGUGACCCUGCCCAAACGGAGACGCCAUUCAGAGGCACAUAUAGAUCAAGGAUGAGCUGCCCCAUUGUUCCAUUCACUGAAGCUUUCCCAAGCUUCAGCUGUACGAAUGGCGGUUAAAUGAAGCUGCAUAUAGGAUUCGGCUGCCAUUAUCUGACCGGACUGCUGUUACUUUGUGAUGAUUCUUGUGCAGCCCAUUUGCUGUAUUGGCAUUAUCUGGGUGGAACAGCACAAGAGCACCUCCUGCUGAUGUAGGGGUCAUAGUGAACAGAAGUCCCCAUAGCAGCAGAAUGUAGUAGUAGCAUUAUUCCAGCCAAGUUUAAAUGGACAGAGUGCCCCCCAGUGGCUGAUCAGAGGUACAUACACUCAGUGGCCACUUCAUUAGGUAUAUCUGCUCAGUCACUCAAACGGUCGAUCCUGUGGCUGCAGCUGAACACAUACAGCAGACACACAGGGUCAGGAGCUCCAGUUAGCCAAGCAUUUGAACAGCUAUGGCUUGCUCUGACAUUUUUGCACACUACGGUGUCUACGGUUUACAAAGUCCAGAGUCGUGAACAAAAGCAUUCUGUACAUGCAACUUCUAAGGCUGAAAGGACCUUGUUAAUCAGAGAAACUGAACAGGAAGGCUACAAGUGCAAAAAUAACCACACAUUACAACAGGACUGUGCAGGAGUGUAGGGGGUCCUACUUUAUAAUACGUAGGGUUAAAUAAAGUGCCCACUGAGUGUAGGUGUCAUGCCUUGCUUCAUGUCGCUAACUUCCUGGCUUUAAAUGACCUAUGAAAAGGCAGAGAGGACACUCACAGAGCUGGCCUGCUUGAUGGCUACAGUGGGUCUGAGAUGUUGAGGUUGGAGCCCACCAACUCGGCUUCAGACUCCCUCCAGGAAAGCUGUAGGCCAGAACAGGGGAAGAUCAGCAGUAUUUAACCCCAUGAAGAAAAAAACCUCAACUGUACCUGUUUACACUGUAGAAUGACAGCCUGUUUUACGGUUUACAGAUUUGUGUCUUUAUUGGUCACGUUCCAUAGGUCAGUCUGCCUCCCUUUCCCUUCAUUGAGGAGACAUUGUGUCUUUUUUGUGUAGUCCUACACAAGCUCAGCUCAGGUGUUAGUGAGCUUCGGUAAUCAUUCGUUUAAACCUCGUGUAGGAUUUUCCCCAUUGUGACCAAUGUAUUUUACAUCCACUCAGCUUCCAGAGAGAAAAGCCUGCAUGCAGACAAACAGUGGUUACGGCAGGUCCUGCCUGGCAGCAAGAAUCAGGCGAACCAGAGGGGCAGGGUCCCAGCACCCCACUGUAGCCAAGUUGAGGGCCAACAGGCAGUGCACUGCUCUGCAUGUACCUUGUUGCUGAAAAAAGGUUGAGCACUGCAAGACAAAAAAAUCCAGGAGCAGGCCACAUGUAAGCCGAGAUUCAUCCUUACUUCUUUAAUAGUUCAACAGAAAAUCGUUCUUAACUCUACACAUUUCAUGAAGAAAUCAGUUAGGUCAUGACUGAAUCUAAAGGUGUUUUGCAGUAGUCUCAAAUCUGAAGGGUACAAAGCUAAGAUGGUUAAGGCUGUUAACCUCCUCAGAUGACAUUCAUGCUGCUGUGAGAGCCGUAGAACUGACGGCUACGUCGUCAGCUGCCGAUUCGCAUCCUGGAUAAACUCUAUCCUGUGUUUGUAUCUGCAUGAAAGCAAAGGAUACACACAAUAUGAAACGGCUGAGAUGGGACCUAAGGCCUCCAGGAGUCCCUCAGGCCUCGGCAGACAAGCUCAACGGCGCCCCACAGAGGUUCCUCAGGGCAGGCCUGCCAGCCCAAGUCUGGCUUUCAUGCCAUUCUGAGGUUCCCGGUCGCAUUAAGUGACAGGCGGCAAGGAGUUAUAAUUUUGUACACAUUUUGUAUGUUUGUAUGUAGGAUGUGCAUUAAACAUACUAAAGACUUAUGCACAAGUGAAAAAUAUGAAUUGUACUGUACAUAUAACAUUCUAGUUUUUUAUGAUUAAGGGGCACUUUCAUAAUGAUUUCCCAUUUGUAUAUAAAAGGAAAUAAAGAGAAAACCAUGUUUAUGGUUUUAUACAAUA
Molecule: messenger RNA, 5454 nt
Organism: Paramormyrops kingsleyae
Lineage: Eukaryota; Metazoa; Chordata; Actinopteri; Osteoglossiformes; Mormyridae
Source: RefSeq, a predicted model, not a curated record